Electrophorus electricus (electric eel) is the source of this 988-nucleotide messenger RNA. It is a transcript of the gene grem2a, whose product is annotated as gremlin 2, DAN family BMP antagonist a. Gene Ontology annotation, molecular function: BMP binding; receptor ligand activity. NCBI's taxonomy places the organism in Eukaryota, Metazoa, Chordata, Actinopteri, Gymnotiformes, Gymnotidae. Gene Ontology annotation, biological process: animal organ morphogenesis. The record is from RefSeq and is a predicted model, not a curated record.
UCCUUCCCGUGUGGAACGACUCUGACAUAACCGCUGAACUCUGACCUGUGAUCGACCUCUGUUAGGAUAUACCCACUGCCACGUACAAGCCGUGUUGACCUGUCAGGAGUGAGGUCCUCUUUCAGCGCAGGAUGUUCUGGAAAUUGGCUUUUCCUGCCAUUCUGAUAUGGGCCCUCUGCAUAUCCAUAGAAACCAAGAAGCCCCGCCCUCGAGGCUCCAUACCCUCCCCUUACAAACUGCGAGGCAACGAGCUGUCCUCUUUGGCUUCCAGCGCGCUGUCAUCGUCACCACGGCGACAGGAUGGCACGCGUGAGCUGCUGUCAUCGAGCCGUGAGACACUGGUAGUGUCUGAGAGGAAGUACCUGAGGAGCGACUGGUGCCGGACACAGCCGCUGCAGCAGACGCUCAGUCUGGAGGGCUGCGUGAGCCGAACCGUUUUCAACCGCUUCUGCUACGGCCAGUGCAACUCCUUCUACAUCCCUCGCCAGCUCACGUCCCACCCUCAAACCCCGCCCCGUCAGGGCCGGAAGCCCACGUCAGGCCCAAAACACGAUGCGCCCUUCCAGUCAUGUGGCUUCUGCCGGCCUCACCGGAUUACCACAGUGAUAGUGAGGCUGCAUUGCCCCGGGUUGCGUCCACCUUACCGACACCGGAAGGUCCAGCGGAUCAAGCAGUGCAGGUGCGUGGCCGUCAGCGUGAGCGACUCCUACUAAGCCGUGUUCUGGGGGCGUGGGGUUGGUGCACAUCACGCAAUCUGACAUUACACAUCCAACCGGGAUGGUUCUAUGAGGAAUUCCCAUAUUCCGACCACGACGGAACUGUGCAGAGCACCAGAAGCUGGGCGUCACAUGGUGAAGGGACAUAAAGACUGGGACAGAGGUCACCACCCUGCUGAAGACCGGACUCCAGAUGACUGCUCACCCUCGGGGCGCGGUUGACCUUACAACUCUGAACCUUUUAAAAGUCUUUAUUAAAGCAGGUGAGCCGU